This is a messenger RNA of Varanus komodoensis (Komodo dragon), 1655 nucleotides long. RefSeq names its product OTU deubiquitinase with linear linkage specificity (gene OTULIN). The transcript is spliced from 9 exons. The record is from RefSeq and is a predicted model, not a curated record. Lineage: Eukaryota; Metazoa; Chordata; Lepidosauria; Squamata; Varanidae. Gene Ontology annotation, biological process: protein linear deubiquitination. The coding region runs from base 145 to 1584 and encodes 479 amino acids. Gene Ontology annotation, molecular function: cysteine-type deubiquitinase activity.
GGAAGGUGACUCUCUCGGUAGCAGCUACAUACUACAAGUCUAUGGAGAACACACGGAAGCCAAAGUGGGACUUAAAAAAUUCACUCCGCUCUUUUCCUGCUCUGGAGCAUCGAGCAACAGUGCAGUGACUGCUACGAUGCAGAGAUGAUCACAGAUAAGGAGGACCUAUUUUUCGUGCCACGGGAUGAUGGAAAAGCUGCCCUGGCUACUGGAGGAGCAGAGAACAAGCCACCUGGGCAAAGAGCUGGUCCAGAAAGACCAGUUCGCAUUAGUGCUGGUGGCCCAGUGCUUACAGACAGCACCAAGCGAUGCAAAUUAAGCAGUAGCCAAGAGCCGGCCCUCCACGAAAGUCCUGGGAUGUUACAGCAAAUGACAAAGAAGGCAGGCGCUGCCGUGGAAGAGAAACCCAAAAGGAGCAUUUUCAGCAUAUCGUUUUCUAAAAGCAAAAAGGAAAAAUGCACUGCUCAUGAUAAAGGGACUUCAAGUUUCAGCUCCAGCCACAAAGGGAAACCUGCAUUGCCUUCCAGGGAAGAGAGUGCAAGUUGUGCAAAGAGGGCCGAGACAGAGGACUUGAAAACGUCCAGUCACCACCAAGACCAUUACCACAGGAAUGAAGGAAAACUGCCUGAUCCAGCCAUCUUUUCCCCAAUGGAAUCCUCUGUAGACUACGAGGAGGACAUGUACCGCGAUGCAGAAGAAAUAGAAAGAGAGAAAGUGUUACUGGUGUGUGGGACAGGCUCCUCAGAUUUUCCAGAAAAUAAGCUAAGUGUUGAACCUGAGGUCGACAUUAUGGACUACUGCCAAGAGGAAUGGAGAGGAAACACUUCCCACGCCAGAUGCAUAAGAAAGGGCUACAAAGCAGUUUCGCAGAAAUUUAUUUCAAUAAGAAGAGUGCGAGGAGAUAACUAUUGCGCAGUCAGGGCGACCUUGUUUCAAGCACUUGCUCAGACGACUCAGCUUCCUGUUUGGCUUCAGAGAGAGGACAUCAUGCUGCUGCCAGAGAAACUGAUGAACAAAUAUGACUGGAUCACACAAUGGCAACUCAGACAAAAGUGGACCACCAAAGCGGAAAACUUGAUGGAUGAAAUUAAAGAAUGCUUAAUACUAUUGAAGAUGAAGUGGAAGAAUCUGAGUGAAAUGAAGAGCCUCUCGGAGAGACAAGCAGCUUGUGAUAAGCUUUUUAAAAGUGAAGAUGAUGAAUACAGACUCUAUGAGGCUGUGAAAUUUCUCAUGCUAAGCACGGCUAUCAGAUUGUAUGAAGACAAUGAGAAGGGAAAGGAGGUCCCCGUGUUCUCCUGGCUUCUGUUUGCUCGGGAUACCUCCAGCAAUCCUUCCCAGUUGAUGGAAAACCAUUUGAAUCAGCUGGGCCACACAGGAGGACUUGAGCAAGUGGAAAUGUUUCUCUUGGCUUAUGCUUUGCAGCAUACCAUUCAGGUUUAUCGAUUGUACAAGUAUGGCACAGAUGAAUUUAUCACCCUUUAUCCUAAUGAGCCAGAAGAGGCUUGGCCAGUGGUAACCCUGGUAACAGAAGAUGACAGACAUUAUAAUAUUCCUGCUCGAAUGUGCGAAGAGACCAGUUUGUAAAAAAAAAAAAAAAAAAGCAAUAAUUAUGACCUUUCCCCUAUUGUAUAAAUUGAAUAAACAAUUUAAAAGCA